AUGUUCAACGUUCUUGGGAAGGGUUUCAAGAAGAUUAUCCUGAAGCCCUGGGUUGCCACGACCACGCUGUCGGCCGACGGCCUGGUUCUCUCGGACCCCAUGUCCCUCCUGAAGUCGGAAGGGGAGCGUUUCGGGGGCCUCUGGGAGUCGGCCUCGCACCCGCCCGAGGAUCAGGAGCCCCUCGAGUUUUUGGAGCCUUUGGAAGUUCUCUCGGCGGACGACCUGAUUGCUCAGGUCUCCUUAGACAUUUAUAUUGACGACUAUGGGCUGUCGAGUUCGGGGACUUCGAAAUCGGUCGUGUCGUCUUUGAAACGGGCCUCGGUGGACCUCCUGGUGGCCCUGGAGACCGAUAUGGAGGCUACCAUUUCUACCGAUAAGGCGGCAGUUGUUGCUUCUCACGCCGAUGUAGGCCAGGAGAUGAAGUUGUUUCCCGGAGCGUACGGCGGCCCCUCGGCGGACACCAGCUCUGCCAUCAACCUUGGGGUUCAGCAGACUCCCUUUGCUCUAGGCUUCGCGGGGCUACGCGAUGCCUGGACCCAGACGUGGGCCAACCCGCCAGCUGCGCGGCGGCAGGUGCGAGGCCCCAUAGGCGCUAUGUUUCUGUCCCUCAAGCGCAUUGGCUGGAGCAUGCCCAGCUACGCGCAGAUGACGAACGACCUUGGCGUCACCUUCUCUCUCGCGACCUCUUCCCCCAGAUUGAUCAAGAACCUUCUGCGGGAAGCUGUCAUUCGUCAACUGUGCAGGCUGUCAGGCGAGAAGCUCGGUGUUGGUGCCAGGCUAUGUUACGAUUCUGUGAUUCGCGACCUCAGCAGCUCGAAAUUCACGCCGUUCGAGAAAGGUUCGAUCAGAGCCAAUGUCUGCGGGGCCUGCUGGACCAAGGAGCGUGCAACCCAGUGUGGGUAUCAACUCCAGGACACGUGCUGCGCUUUGUGCGGCGGGCCCUCGGACUCGAUUUUCCACAGGCUCUGGGUUUGCCCUGAUCCUGAGGUCGCGGAGCUCAGACAGGAGAUUGUAGAUCCCGAUGUUUUGCAGGCGGCCAAUGAGAUCGAUCCUGCUUCGUGUUCCAUGGAGGAUUGGAUUUUGUUCACCAAGGGCCUCUUCCCACAUCCUGGGGACCUGCACCCCCGUCCUGUUCCUGAAUGUGCUCCAGAGUUUCGAUGGGAGGCAGCGGAGUAUUGGUCCAGGGUCAAGCGCGGCUGGCACCCGAAGGCCCAGGAGUCGUGGCCUCCGCGCGGCGACUUCAAGCUCCAGCCCGAGCAGCCGACGGAGCCCAUCGAGGAGGGGGGGGUCGAUGACGACAGCUUUGCCAAGGCGGGCGCCAAGGUGGACAUCCAGGCCAAGAUCCAGGAAGGGGCCGAUGGCCUCCUGAGGGCGGCCAGCCAGGACAGGGAGGAGGCCAGCAAGCUCCUCGAGCAGGUGGAGCAGAGCCGUGGCGACGCCGUCCGCAAGCACACGGACCACCAGGCCCAGAGCGCGGGCUUCCACAGGCUGCGGUCCACGGCGGCCGAGCAGCUGCGGGUGGCCGCCCGCCUCGACGAGUCGUCGCGCCGCCUGCUGCAGCAGUCGGAGGGGCUGCUGACAGCAUCCCACCAG
Molecule: messenger RNA, 1593 nt
Organism: Prorocentrum cordatum
Lineage: Eukaryota; Dinophyceae; Prorocentrales; Prorocentraceae
Source: the annotation of a GenBank genome assembly